CAGCGCUCCCUUUCAGUUAAACACUUCAAAUGAGCAAGUACAUAUUUAAAGGUAUCCUUGGAUCCCAACACUGUGUAAAAGCACAUUCACAAACACACACAUAUGCAUAGUCUGCCUGUGAGCCUUUCCACCAGAUCGCUGCCAUUUGCAUGUUGUAACCCAUUAAAAUUAAACUUCAUUCACUUCUUUUUUUUCUAUCACUCUAUCUAAUAACACACAUGUUUAACUAUACAAAAUGUGUAAUGGUCAAUCUUAGGCCAUUUUAUUUAUAUUUUACAUGGUAAGAUUUUUUCAUUUUUGGUAACAGGAGUGAGUUUCAAGCAUCUUGAGCUGAGCACCUUCAGGUGGUUUACCAAACCUUUUUUAAAUAUAAUAACAUCUAAGAUAUAAUUUAGGUCACAGGACUGAACGUUGAGGUUUACCUUCCUGGUUAUACUUUAAAUAUGAUCAAAAAUAAGGAAAUAGAGUGAGAGGUGUUACUUUUGGUCUUCCGUUGCCUUUAGAAGACUCAAAUGAUGCUUGUGACUUGUGAAAUGUACCACAUUUUUAGAGGGAGGGAAUAUGUCAGGGCAACAGGACUGAGGGAAAACCUGGGGACACAACUAAAAUGUGAAGUUUAACAUAUUAUAUACAUAUAAAAAUACUCACAAUAAUACAAAAAAAAAUUCUGAAGGAUUCUAAUCAUUAUAUUUCAUGGUAAAGUGAGAGUGGGCUGAAAUCCUUUUUGUAGUAGUAGUUUUUAUUAAGGUUUUACAUAAUAUAUCUUUAAAUUGCAAUUAGAACAAAGUGCAGGACGCUUCAUAAUAUGUAUAGUUUUUAUACAUAAUUAUUCAUGUAAUAUCCUAGGGAUGGGAAAGGCACCGAUUUGGGAGAAUUGACCCCCUGUAUUUCCACACAUUUUUAUGGAAGCCCAUUUCUGCCAACGUGACAGGAAACGAAUCUGUAAAUCAUUAUAAUGAGAAACUUUCUUAAAAUACUGAUAUAUCUUAUAAUACUGACUUUGUGAUACUAAAUCCUUAUUUUGAGAUGCUAAAAAUAAUUACUUAGGUUAAAGGUUUCUCAUUAUUUUGAGAUACUAGGUAAAAGUACUGAGAAGGUUUCUCCUUAUAAUGAUUUACAUACUCUUUUUUUCUUCUUUUUUCGGUCAUAUUGGCGGAAAUGAGCUUCCAUACAUUCGUGUAAACUUCCCCCAGGCUCGCCCACACCCCCCUUCCAGGUAGAGCAUCAUACUGUAACACAGCUCUACACUGCGCUCUGCUGGACGACGACCAAUCAUCACACACACACACACACACACACACACGUAUUUUUAUCCUGCAGAAGAGGGGCGCAUUUCGAGCAUUUCGCCCCCCCACUCAUUAUGAUCACACCGCCGUGUUUCGCGUGAACAGCCCACUCGGCCUUUUCAUUGGUGCCUUGUGUGCGCUGGGAUGGGCACAAUCCUGCAGGAGCGAGUGCCACAACAAUGCCUGGAGAGGGUCUCCAUCAGGGAGAGGGACUGGAAGAAGAAGGCAUCGUGGAGCAACAACAGGCCUAAUGUGGGCAGGUAGCGUGGGAUCAUAUGUUAUUCAGACCGAGGCUCUCUCUGCUGCGUUAUUAUCCGCACUUUGAUCUCCAAACGCAUCUCUGCUCCGUGUGUGGAAUUACAGCAACAUGUCGGCACUGCAAAUCCCGCGAUAUAUUCCAGUUUCUGUAUCUCAUUUGUGUUUUCUUAUGCAGUGGUAUCUGGGUCAUUGCUUGCAUUUAAUAUUUCAUCUUUUUCUUUUUUUUUUCAAGCAACAAAAUGGGCAGGCGGCAGUCACAAAGGAAGUCCCUGCAGCCACAGUGCACGAUCCCGAGUCAGGAGAAAAAUAAUGAGAAGAAGCUGCAGCAGAGAAGAAAGCACAAGUCUAACACACCCUCAACCAAACGCAAUACGUCUCAACACAGUGCUCAGGGAACCUCAGAGUCUAAGUCCCCUGCAGAGGACAGGAUGGAGCCGAAGGUGCGGCCUGCUGCUCAACACUGCAGCUGCAGAGAACACGAACACACAGGUGUCAGAGGGAGCAGACACACACCAGCCUUCCCCUGCCACCGCCUGACUGAUUCAAGUCCUGAUCUGCUGGAGAGACUGUCACCGAACCCUGAGGCAGGAAGUCUGAGCGGCCAUGGAGAAGGUGACAGCGACAGCGACUUGUCUGAGUCAGAGAGACUUCCUGUGUGGCCCUCUGGUCGGGUUCCUCCGCAGCUCGAGCUGAGGCCUGAGGUCAUCGAGGCUGAAGACUGCUCCCCUUGCGGUCUAGGGCCCAGAGGACGCCAUGGUGGCUUUGACUUCCCAGACUUCCUCCCUCCACCUUUUAACUCCUGGAACCUCAGUCAGCUGGCGGUCUUCUACAACAUGGAGGGCCGGGGGGCACCUCGACCGAGGCCUGUGGGCCCUUUGGAAAGGUACCUGGACAGGCUGCUGCAGCUGGAGUGGCACCAGAUUCAGACCUCCCAGGAGGAGAGUGGGAAGUCUGCGGUGUCGGAUGUCAUAUCCAGCUGCCACAGGUCCCCUGCCGCUGCCUCGUCGCGCCUCAGCUCUCCAAAGUGCAUCCUCCAGUGUCAGCGUGCCUUCCCCCUCACCUUCCUCUCCUCUCUGGCCAGCCACUCUUCCCUGCUUUCCGGCUGUGCCUGCACCCUCUGCCGUAUCCGCUACUCCACCUGUAACACGUCAUGCUGCCGCUCUGGCCUCAGCCACAGCCGUCAGUCUAGACUGAGCCCCAUGCUGGAGCGCAGGGGUCCAGCGUCGCUUCCUAAAAGGAGCUACAGCGAGAGCCGGGCGCACCCCUCUGACAAGAGCUCUGCAUCCCAGGCUCAGAGGUUCAGCAGCCCUGUGAGGACCAACAACCACCUGAGGAGGAUGCAAGCCUCGGGCAACAUCCGCAACCCCGUUGAAGGUGCUAAUGCGAAACCUCAUUCUACUGCCAGAGACUCUAGUGCCGGGGCUGUGAGGGAGCGCUCGGGACUGUUGGGGGAUGUGUUGGACUACAGGACAGCUGGGUUUAGGAGGAGGAGCGGCUCAGAGCAGAGGAGAGGCGGGGUAGAGAGAGGCGCAUCCGAGAAAAGACGGAGCGGUUCUGAGUGUAGGAGAGGAGGAGCUGAGCGGAGGAGAGCAGCUGAGCUCAAGGAACAGGAAAUAAAACCAGAUGCCGUCACUGCAAUAAUGGACAAUUUGCCUGGUUCCAAAAAAUCUCCUAUAAACAGACCAAACAGACCCAAACAGGUUGAAUUUGUUACAUAACAACAGCGUGAGUACUUUAAGUUUAAUCUCAGGAUUCCUACACAUUAUACCUUUCAACAUUCCAGACUUUUCCAGACUAAAAUUUUGGACAAAACCACAUUAGACAUCUGAUUACAAAUAGCUAGAUGUUUAUUAUGUAAAUAAUUGAUUUUAAAAUCCAACUGUUAACAUGUAUGCUUCAUGCUAUUACAGCAUCUGUGCCCAUGCAAAAGGUUUCCUUACACAAAAAAACAUAGUUUACUUUAAACUACAUUACUGCAGAACUCAUGAACGUUCACACAAGCUUAAUAU
This is a messenger RNA of Morone saxatilis (striped sea-bass), 3553 nucleotides long. RefSeq lists its product as uncharacterized. Bases 1784 to 3262 code for a protein of 492 amino acids. The record is from RefSeq and is a predicted model, not a curated record. Lineage: Eukaryota; Metazoa; Chordata; Actinopteri; Moronidae. The transcript is spliced from 3 exons.